Messenger RNA from Protomyces lactucae-debilis, 4930 nucleotides. Its product is annotated as EPSP synthase-domain-containing protein. Gene Ontology annotation, cellular component: cytoplasm. The record is from RefSeq and is a predicted model, not a curated record. NCBI's taxonomy places the organism in Eukaryota, Fungi, Ascomycota, Taphrinomycetes, Taphrinales, Protomycetaceae. The coding region runs from base 59 to 4801 and encodes 1580 amino acids. Gene Ontology annotation, biological process: aromatic amino acid biosynthetic process; chorismate biosynthetic process. The transcript has a single exon. Gene Ontology annotation, molecular function: shikimate 3-dehydrogenase (NADP+) activity; 3-dehydroquinate dehydratase activity; 3-dehydroquinate synthase activity.
GGCAGCUCGCAUACAAUCAAGGCCAUCUCUGGAAACGUCUGGCGCCAGAGGCUGCAUCAUGGCAGCAGUGGAUAUUGUCAAGGUCUCAAUCCUGGGCAAAGACUCCAUUCAUGUCGGCUACAAUCUCUUGCAACAUAUCGUCGACACCUGCCUGACACAGCUACCCUCCUCCAAUUAUGCCCUCAUCACCGACACGCACAUUGCUCCGCUGUACCUUGAUCAGCUGGCACGAUUGUUUCAGGCAGGCAUAGAUGACAAGCAAAAGUUCAAGUCAUUGCCGGCCAAUGCGCGCUUCAUUUCCAAACUUGUUGCUCCUGGGGAAACAAGCAAAAGCCGCAAAACCAAGGAGGACUUGGAAGAUUGGCUUUUGAGUGAAAGAUGCACGCGAGACACUAUUGUCAUUGCAUUGGGUGGUGGCGUGAUCGGGGACAUGGUCGGUUUCGUUGCUGCAACAUUUAUGCGCGGCGUCAAGUUUGUGCAAGUGCCUACAACCUUGCUGGCCAUGGUUGACUCUGCUAUUGGCGGCAAGACUGCCGUGGACACGCCCCUAGGCAAGAAUCUUAUCGGCUCUUUCCAUCAACCAGAGUUUAUCUUUGAAGAUCUGGCCUUUCUCAAUACAUUGCCAAACCGUGAGUUCAUCAAUGGCAUGGCCGAGGUCAUCAAAACGGCGGCAAUCUGGAACGAAGAUCGGUUUGGUCUACUAGAGCAAGCCGCGCCUGAGAUACUUCAAAUCUUGUCGCAGCCUGUGUCAAAGGAUCGUUUCAACGGUAUUAGGCAACUGCUUCAAGAUGUGGUCAUCUCGUCAAUUCACGUCAAGGCCGAAGUCGUGUCUGCCGAUGAAAAGGAAGGCGGUCUAAGGAACCUUCUCAAUUUUGGCCACUCGAUUGGCCAUGCCUACGAGGCUAUCUUGACACCUGAAAUUUUACACGGCGAAGCAGUUUCUAUUGGUAUGGUCAAGGAAGCCGAGCUUUCACGCUUGCUUGGUCACUUGUCUCCUGACGCAGUUGGACGGAUAUCUAAGUGUUUAUCUGCUUGGGGCCUCCCGACUCGUGUCGAUGACGAGUUCAUCACUUCUAAGACUCGUGGUCGCAAAACUCCGGUCGAUCGCUUGCUGCAGAUCAUGGCAAUCGACAAGAAGAAUUCUGGUAGCUCGAAGCGAGUCGUUCUCCUCAAGAGAGUCGGAGAGUGCUACGAACUCAAAGCUACAGAUGUCCAGGAUCACUUCAUCCGCCUGGUGCUUGCCCCUCAUGUAUCUGUGCAAGGUGCGCUCGAGUCUCCUCAGGUACCAAGGGAAGUUGUCUGCAAGCCUCCUGGAUCGAAGUCCAUAUCGAAUCGUGCCCUCAUCUUGGCAGCUCUCAGCGGUGGGCGGGUCAAGCUGACCAACCUUCUUAGCUCUGAUGACACGCGGUACAUGCAGUCUGCCUUAGAAGCGCUUGGCGCUGCCUCUUUCACUUGGAACGAUGAUGGUAGUCUGCUCGUCUCUGGCACUGGAAGGUUCAAGCAUCCGUCAAAGGAACUCUUUCUCGGGAACGCUGGAACCGCAGCACGUUUUCUGACCAGUGUUGCUUGCCUGGUGAAUUCGACUGAGUCUGUCGUGCUUACUGGCAACCACAGGAUGAAGGUCCGGCCGAUAGGACCACUUGUCGAUGCGCUUCGCUCAAAUGGAACCACAAUAUCUUAUCUUGCAAAGGAAGGUUGUUUGCCGCUCAGCAUAUUGCCUGGCUUUCAAGGCGGUAGAAUCGAACUGUCUGCCAGCGUCUCUUCUCAGUAUGUCUCUUCAAUUCUGAUGGCAGCACCGCUGGCGCGGAAGGAAGUCCAUCUCGUUCUCACCGGUGGUCAAGUCAUCAGUGAGUUAUACAUAGACAUGACUACUGCCAUGAUGGCUUCUUUUGGCGUUCAGGUUGAGAAAAUUUCAUCUUCCGAGUACAAGAUACCUGUCGCGCAGUACGUGGCUCCUGAGGCUUAUGAAAUUGAGAGUGAUGCGAGUUCUGCUACAUAUCCCUUGGCGCUAGCUGCUCUGCUUGGAAUCUCCGUCGUGGUGCCCAAUAUCGGCUCAGAAAGUCUUCAAGGUGAUGCUCGAUUUGCGCGUGACGUCUUACAGCCAAUGGGAUGUUCGAUCGAGCAGACUGCGACCAGUACGCGUGUUCAAGGGCCGGCACCAGGUUCUUUGCGAGCUGUCACUUCAAUUGAUAUGGAGCCCAUGACGGAUGCCUUCCUCACUGCAUCAGUACUGGCUGCCGCUAGUCAAGGGUCCAUGACUAUCAAAGGCAUCGCAAAUCAGCGAGUCAAGGAGUGCAACCGGAUAGCGGCCAUGCGAGCAGGUUUGGCGGCCUUUGGUUGUACGCAAUCUAGUGAGUUUGGCGACGGUCUCACGAUUCAAGGCGUCGGUCUCUCUGGACUGUGUUCGCCGCCUGAUGCCUUUGAAGGCGAUGGUAUCGAUACCCAUGACGACCAUCGUGUAGCCAUGUCCUUCUCAUUGCUUGCAGCUGUGACACCAGGGCAGAGUCUCAUCUUGGACAAGGAUUGCACCAGUAAAACCUGGCCUGAUUGGUGGGAUGUGUUGUCUCGCGACUUUGUUGUGACUUUGGCAGGAGUCGACUAUCUGCCUGCAAAACCAAAAGCGACUGUGAAUGGCGCUGCGACUGUUGUUGUGGUAGGUAUGCGAGGUGCAGGCAAGAGCACCAUGGGUGUGCUGGCGGCUCAAAUUCUUGAUCGCCCAUUCAUCGAUCUCGACCAGCUUUUGGAGCAAGACUACAAGCAAACGAUUCCAGAAAUUGUUGCAACUCGGGGUUGGACGCAAUUUCGCGAGUUCGAAUUGGCUACACUUUCGAAAGUACUCAAGGAGCACGCACAAGGAUACAUCUGCGCAUGUGGAGGAGGUAUCGUUGAAACACCUGCCGCUGUCACGCUUUUGCAGCAAUUCGUUGCUUCUGGUGGCCUAGUUCUCCAAGUACAUCGAGACAUUGAGCAAAUUGCUGAUUUCCUCGGUGCCGACGAGACAAGACCUGCCUGGAAUGCUGCAAAUGGCAAAUCAACACCAGAGAUUAUGGAUGUUUGGGAGCGGCGCCGACCCUUGUUUGAGCAAGUGGCCAAUUUUCAAUACUACUCAUCAAAGGCAAACGGGCUGCGGACUGAGCAGAUUAAAGCAUUUGCCAAGUUUCUGCAUCAUCUGCAAGGGCCAACCGAUCUCAUGUCGAUGCUUUCGAACAAACCUCGUUCGUUCUUCCUCAGUUUGACAUACCCUGACAUUCGUCAGGGUCUUGAGCUCCUGCAACAGAUUACAGCUGGCUGCGACGCUGUGGAGUUGCGCGUUGAUUUGCUUCAAGAUGGUCCGGAGCCAGUCCCAUCCAUUGCAUACGUCUCUGAGCAAGUGGCCUUACUACGCGAGCGUCUCGACAUGCCAAUCAUCUUUACGAUACGCACCAAGUCACAAGGUGGCAACUUCCCUAAUGAUCGCGAGGAUUUGGCCGUUGAGCUCAUGUGCCUAGCAGCAAAAUGGGCUAUUGAAUUUAUUGACUUCGAGAUGACUUGGUCUGAGAAGGCGUUGCGCACACUUCGCAAGUCUGCUGUGCGCUCCAAGAUCAUUGCAUCGCAUCACGACGUCACUGGCUCAAUGAGUUUCGCUACAGACAGCUGGCAGGAUAUCUACAAGCGUGCGUGUGAGGCAGGUGAUUUGGUCAAGCUGGUCGGCCAGGCCAAAUCGUUGCACGACAAUUUUGCACUUGAAGAAUUCAAAACCGCAGUCGCUCAAUCUGGUAUGCCUCUGAUUGCCAUCAAUAUGGGCAGUCAGGGUACUCUGUCGAGAUUGCUCAGCAGCUUUUUGACGCCUGUCACCCAUGCUUUGCUUCCGUUCAAGGCAGCUCCUGGACAACUUUCGGUCAAGGAAAUUCAUCAAGGGUUGACUCUGCUUGGUCGCAUUGCGCCCAAAAAGUUCUUCAUCUUUGGUUGUCCCAUUAGCCACUCCCGGUCGCCUGCUUUGCACAAUGCUGGCUUCACUGCAUUCGGGCUUCCUCAUAUUUACGAGAGGCUUGAGAGUGAUGAGAUCGAUCGUUAUGCUUCUGUGCUACAAUCUCCCGCAUUCGGUGGCGCUUCUGUCACUAUUCCUCACAAGAAGGCCAUCAUGCCUUUCUUGGCAUCACUGACGGAAGAGGCUCAAGCGAUCGGUGCUGUGAACACUGUCUUGCCCAGUGAACAUGGCCUGCUAGGCGAUAACACUGACUGGAUCGGCAUCACCCGUGCCCUUACAUCUGUACUACCACCGACUCGCAUAGACAAUGCUGUCGUGUUCGGAGCUGGCGGUACUGCCCGCGCUGCUGUUUAUGCAUUGAAUCGGCUGGGGACAGAAUGCAUCUUUGUCGCCAACCGCAGCGCUAGCAACCUCAAAGAUUUGAAGACGGCCUUCCCAUUCAUUCGUCUACUUCACAGCGAAGACGACGUGGCUGAUCUUGGUCCCAUAUCGGUCGUGGUCUCGACGGUGCCCGGAGAUGCUCCGCUUGACGGCUCUAUGGCUGCUAUUGCUUCCAGCAUUUUGAAGGCUAAGUCACCUGCAGCGUGUCUUUUGGAGUUGGCAUACAAGCCGCGAGUCACACCGAUGAUGGAAAUGGCGAAACAGCAUGAUUGGCAGACGGUGGAUGGACUUGAGGUGUUGCUUGAGCAAGGACUGCAGCAAUUUAAAUUGUGGACUGGAUUGCAGAUGAGCGCACAGCUCGGAAGGGAUGCCAUCCUUGGCAAUGUGGAGGAGAAUGAGGCUUCGUCAACAUCACAGCAAUCAGUUGCUGGCUCAUGGGCUGGCGUGGCUUGAGCAGUGGAAGUUCUCAAAAGCAUAUGUGUGGCAGAAUUACCUUGCAUCUAUACAUUCAUGAUCUGUAUCGUGAACCACAAAUGCUAAAAUUGGUGCAUUGGCGCACCUGCUUACUGGGCCCCUGUUAAU